GCUUCCUUUUUCUGUGGGAUAUCCUUGGAUCCGACAUUUCCCAGGAAUUCUCCCCUGAUAGUUCCUCAUCCUCGGGGUGAAGCACACAAAAACUUCCUGUUACCCACAAAAUGAGUCAUAACAGUAGUCACACACAGCCCAUGGAUUCCCUCGCUUUGCUCUGUGCCCGCCGCAUCGUCACCCACCACCCUCUUCCUGCCGUUCCUGCCCAUCUCUAUCCCAUCCUUUUCCAAGCGGCAUUCCUGGAUGGGAGACCCCUGGUCCUGCGAGAUUUGGUGGUCGCUUGGCCUUUCUCAGAGCUCCACUUCCAGCGGCUCCUUGGGCACCGCAAGUUGCUCCGGGAUAAUUCCUGCAAGGACUGCGUCCAGGCUGUCAUCCAGGCUGUGGUGGAGCAGCUCCAGCAGGAUGUGGAAGAGCCCGGCUGCCAUCCCAGGUUGCACGUGCUGGACAUGACCGGACUAUGGGAUACUGUGUUGCCAAGGGCUGGGCGUACCAGUUGGUUCACCACGCGUGUUUUGGCUGAGGCUUGCAUGGAGGUGUCCAAACACCAGCAGGAAUUCCAGAGGCGUGGAUUCAAGCAGCACAAAGGCCUCUCUGGAAUUGUCAGAGGCAUGGCCGCUCCAUAUCCCCCGGGCGUGGACGUCCAUAUCGACCUGUGUAUCGAUAGAAGUACCUACGAUACCGUGCACGAGGGGCUCCAGGCCGGGGCCGCCGCCCUGCUGCGCCUCAAAUGCCACAAGUUUGUAACAGAAGACAUUCCGGCAUCCAAGAUUGUGCCUUUGUUGGAAUUGCUGGAUCCAUCCUGUCUGUGGAGGGUGAAAAUCUGUUUCACCAAUUUAGGAUUGAAGGGGCUCUCGGAGAUCCUGCCUCACCUAUCGCGCUUCCCGGAGCUGCGCAGCCUCAAGCUCUGGCUCUGCAAAGUGGACCUGCAACACCUGACGCCGGAAUCGGCCAUCGAAAUCCGCUGUGUGUCCCAGCAGCUGGGAAUGUUGGCCAGCCUCCACGAGGUCAACCUGGGCUGCUCCAUGCUCUCCGCGAAUCUGCGCCAGAUCCUCUGGGACCUCCAAGCUCCAUUGGAAAGCUUGGAAUUGGCCUACUGCUCCCUCGUUCCCACCGACCUCGCCUUCCUCUCCCAAAGCUUCCAUGCUCCAGCCCUCAAAAGGUUGGAUCUGAGCGGCCACGACUUCUCCCAAGGCCUCCUGGAGCCGCUCCGGCUGCUCCUGGAGAAAACCUCGGCCUCGCUGCUGCACCUGCAUCUUGCGGAGUGCUGCAUGGACGACUCCAACCUGCAUGCGCUGAUCCCUACGCUCCUGCGCUGCUCCCGCCUGCGCUUCCUGGAACUCUACUUCAAUCCCCUGUCCAUGGCCGCUCUCAAGGAUCUGCUGCAGAAAACCUUAGAGCUUCCGGAUCUCCAGAUGGUUGUGUAUCCUUACCCCACGGAGUGCCACAAGCUGGACCCAUCACAAUUCUGUUGGGGUGAACAGGUCGUCGAUAAGGAACUUUUGGCGGCAGCUGCCGCGGAGAUUUCCCAGCUGCUGGAGAAUUCCGGGAGAACUGAGCUCAUCUGGACUUAUGAUCCUGAUGACCACAGAGCCCUGGAAUACUAUUCCCUGUGAUUUGGGAAAACCUCAGAGGCAGGAAAAUCUCGGAGCCUCCAUCAAGAAAAAGCGCCACCGCCUCCUUCCCAAAAUCUGGGCAUUUUCCACCUCAUCCCGCUGCUUUUCUGCCUCAUUCCAGUGGAUUUUUCCUUUCAUUUCGAUGCUUUUCUAUUGACAAUUGAGAGACAGACGGGUACUACUGACUCGUGAUCAGAAUCCCAAUUUUACUCUGAGCUACCUAUGCUUAUAUCCCAUUUUCAGGAGGGCUAGUAAUUUUUUACUGCCUUCAUUGGGUUAAAAAUCACAGAGAUAAACUUCACAUUUCUACUUUGUUCCAUCGUCUUCCCUCUCGCCAGUCUCGAUCCAACCUCCUUGUAAUCUUCCAAGCUCUGUUUGCUCUUGCCAAGGCAUCGCGGUUAUCAAACUGCACAUGCUAAUUCAAUGCACAGCGCUGUCAGUCCCAGUUACUGCACUUUCCUGACUGCUUUUGUUGGUUUUCUGAACAGUUCCAAUAUUUUCACAGGUGUAUUCGAUUUUCUGCCAUGUUCUGAGGUUUUUUCCAUCCCAUUCUGAUAUUUUCCCCUCAUCUCCGUAUUUUUCAGCCUCAUCCCAGUGUUUUCCGCCAUUUAAUUACUUUUCCCCAUGUUUUUUCAGCCCAGUUUUUUCUACUGAUAUUUUUAUACAUCGGCCCGGUAUUUUCCCAUCCCAUUUCAUGAUUUUCCAUCUCAUCCUGGUGCUUUUUCUGCCAGGGUUGGCUUUGCACAGCCAAUUUCCAGAAGGUUCUAGGGGCAGAUUCCAUGGGAAGCUUCCAGAAGCUUCUCCCGUGUUUGGCCAAUCCUGUUGGGAACAUAGGCAGUGCCUCUGGAGUAAGAAUUGAGUCAGAGAAAACCAAUCAUAGCACAGCUGGAAUUCUGGGUCAGGAAUUUCAGAAAGGAACGACUCUGGAGAUGAUUCCAAGGUGCUGGUGUAGAAAUUCCCAAAAUUCUGUGGUGCAUCCAAUCCAAAGGGACCUCAUCCUGGAGCUGCAUCUUGGGAGGGACCUGUGGAUCCAUGAAAAGAGGAACACGUUCCUGGCAGGGAUCCAGCGAAGGAAUAAUACUUUGGAGCAGGAUAUUCUCGACAUAUUGACCCCUUGGAGAAGUCCAGGAGGAAUUGUCUUCCCCAGGAAUGACACAGUGGAGAAAUCCAUGGAAAACCCGCUGUGGGAUGGAUGGCCUUUCAUUGGAAAAUGCAUUGAAAACUGACCUUGGGAUGGAUUGCCAUUGGAGAAAUCCAUGGAAAACUCCCCUGGGAUGGCCCCGGCUCCCAGCGCUGCUGGAGGCAUUGAGGGAAAGCCGGGAAAGAGUGAACUGGGGGAGGGAAAAGCUGGGUUUGGGGUCUUGUUAUCCUGUUCUGAUCCCGUUGGAAAUAAACUCAUCCUCUCCCAGAG
Molecule: messenger RNA, 3027 nt
Organism: Cinclus cinclus
Lineage: Eukaryota; Metazoa; Chordata; Aves; Passeriformes; Cinclidae
Product: leucine-rich repeat-containing protein 14-like
Exons: 4
Coding region: 111-1616 (501 amino acids)
Cellular component (GO): cytoplasm
Source: RefSeq, a predicted model, not a curated record